UCCCACGCGCACCGCUUCCAGAACCUUCCACCCCCCAAGCCAAGCCAAGCCAAGCCAAGCGGCGGCCGCUGCUACGGCUACAAGUCUCUCCUCCAGCGCUGCCGCCGCUGCUGGUGCUAGGCGUGCCUCGUCGCGCGCCCAUUCCCCCGCCCUUUUGUCACGCGCAAGCCGUGCCCACUUGCGCCACAUCAAGGCUUGCACGGGCGAAAAACCCCAUCCCAUCUCCGGUGCCAGAAGGCGCGGCCCUCUGUUGGUGGGUCCUGCCGCGGCCAUGAGCCACCGGAUGAUGAUGAAUCCGGUGAAGGUGGAGGGCGAUGGGCGGGCCGGCGGCGGAGGCGCGCCGAGGCCGAUGGACGGGCUGGGCGACGCCGGGCCCACGCCGUUCCUCGCCAAGACCUACGACAUGGUGGACGACCCCGCCACCGACGCCGUCGUCUCCUGGAGCGCCACCAACAACAGCUUCGUCGUCUGGGACCCGCACCUCUUCGCCACCGUGCUGCUGCCGAGGUACUUCAAGCACGGCAACUUCUCCAGCUUCGUCCGACAGCUCAACACCUAUGGCUUCAGAAAGGUGGAUCCUGACAGGUGGGAAUUUGCAAAUGAGGGAUUCUUGCGAGGGCAGAGGCACCUUCUCAGAAAUAUUAAGCGCCGGAAACCUACACAUGGGUCUCAGAAUCAGCAAUCUCUUGGCUCCUACCUUGAGGUGGGGAACUUUGGACAUGAUGUGGAGAUAGAUCAUUUGAAAAGAGACAGGCAGCUCUUGAUGGCUGAAGUGGUGAAGCUCAGGCAGGAGCAACAGAACACAAGGUCAGAUCUGCAAGCCAUGGAAAAGAGGCUGCAAGGAACUGAGCAGAAGCAACAGCAGAUGAUGUCAUUCUUGGCGCGAGUCAUGCAGAACCCCAUGUUCAUACACCAUCUGCUCUCCCAGAGUGAGAUGCGGAAGGAGCUCGAAGAUGCCAUCUCAAAUAAAAGACGGCGCCGCAUCGACCAGGGACCUGAAGCUGUCGAUAGCAUGGGCACUGGCUCUACCCUGGAGCAAGGGUCACAGGUAAUGUUUGAGCAGCAGGAGCCAGUGGACUCGCUCGUGAACGGUGUCAUAUCCGAUCUUGAAAGCUCGUCCGUCGAUACAAAGGGAGCUGAGGUGCAGCAGAGUGUCGCUUCCAGCCGUUCGGAGCAACUGAGAGGCAGGCCCAGUGGAGAGCUAAAUGAUGAUUUCUGGGAGGACCUGCUGCAUGAAGGGGGGCUCGGCGAGGAGGCCAGCAACCUGGUGGUUCCAGAUGACAUGAACUUGUUGGCUGAGAAGCUGGACUAGCUCGACUCAAAGGACGCGAAUUCCGGACAAUAAUCCAUCGCAUUCUAUUGCCGAGCAGCCCUGAGAAUCCUUACCAGAAUGCCUGUUGUUAUAUAUGUAUAUAUGUCUGCUUCGGCCAUGAUCAGUCAGUCGAGUAGAUCACUGCUGCCUUUGGUGAUGAUGCCACCCUAUUAUCUUAUUGUCGAUCUUAUUUUCGUCAAUGCCGUGUUUAGUUCAACUUCUGGGAGGAUUCUAGUUGGGUUGCUUGCCACUGUCUGCUGUGCAAAGAUUUUAGUCGGAUUGGGCUGUAUGCCUAGUUUUCUGAUAGCUAAUGUCAUCCAUAUGAGAAUAAAUAUGAUAGUACCCAGUAUAUAGCACGUAUAUGUGCAGUGAUUGUAUCUGGAUGAUAUCGAUGUACAGUAGUAUCAUGUUGUGCCUAUGUGUAAUGUGCCUGCUACCAUCUUCUUUUAGGCAACUGUGCUUGUUGCUUCCUUAGGGAGGCUUUGUACUGUAUCCUGUAUUCCUCACUAAGGAAUUGGUAUCUAAAGUUGUUCACAUUAAGAAAGUUUAUCA
Molecule: messenger RNA, 1864 nt
Organism: Triticum dicoccoides
Lineage: Eukaryota; Viridiplantae; Streptophyta; Magnoliopsida; Poales; Poaceae
Product: heat stress transcription factor A-2e-like
Exons: 2
Coding region: 272-1312 (346 amino acids)
Biological process (GO): cellular response to heat; regulation of transcription by RNA polymerase II
Cellular component (GO): nucleus
Molecular function (GO): DNA-binding transcription factor activity; RNA polymerase II cis-regulatory region sequence-specific DNA binding
Source: RefSeq, a predicted model, not a curated record